Molecule: messenger RNA, 3384 nt
Organism: Oryzias melastigma (Indian medaka)
Lineage: Eukaryota; Metazoa; Chordata; Actinopteri; Beloniformes; Adrianichthyidae
Exons: 4
Coding region: 1816-2829 (337 amino acids)
Molecular function (GO): zinc ion binding
Source: RefSeq, a predicted model, not a curated record
AACACACAAAGAUACCCCACAGGCAUGAUCUUGGGGUUUCAACAGUACUUAGAAUAUAUUUAAAUGGAAUAGUUUGCUAUGUUUAAAACAAUUACAGCUCUUCAUUAAUAGCCAAAGCACUGAUAAUAAACUUCUAAAACAAGAAAACGCAACAGAUGUUUUAACUGCAGCAAUUUAGUUUGAGUUGUCACGACCGGCUCGCAUAAAAGUCAUGACAAACAAGAGGGAGACUGGGAAAGCUUUAACCAAAGGUUUAAUUUAACAUAAAUCUAAUCCAACUAAAGAAGAAGCUAGAUGGGUUGGGAUGGCAGCAGCUUCGCCUGCCAGGUGGGAGAGAGUGACGGCAUCACUCCCAGCAGCUUUUAUGCCCUCUGUGGGAUUGGCCAGAUCCGCUCAGAGGGUGGAGACUCCAACUCAACCAGGACCUGCAAACAAAAAGGGGAAAACACACAAAGACACACAGGCCUGGAAGAAGAGGAGGAGGCCGGGGUCGUAACACCCCCCACCAUAAGGAAAAGAACCUACAAGGUUCUUAAAAAAAAAAAACAACACUCAGACCAAAUUAUGAAGAAUAACAACAUCAAAGGAAAAAAAAUAAGAAAAUCUGCAAACCAGUCCAGUGCUUACCAACCCACCCACGGUCACCUAUUCCAACUCCAACCACCUCAAUCCUCAGCAACUUGGAUCCAUAGAAGCACUUUUAAGAGGAAAUGAAGCUGAAAAAAGUGGAGGGACACCAAAACACAAAACGAAAAAAAUAAAUUAAUUAACAAAGUAGUGAGCGAGACAAUGCAUCCGCCACAACAUUUGAGGAGCCCAUAAUAUAACGAAUGUCUAACCAGUAGGAUUGGAGUAUUCACGGCCAACGAAUGAGUCGCUGGUUAGGACUAAAUGUCAAAGGGUUGUGAUCAGUAUAGACCACAACUGGCACCACUCCAGAACAGAGCCUUGCGCCAAAUAUCCCUGGGAGUGGCUGGCCUCCUCCUCCUCAGGAAAUGCCACAUUAAACAAAGGUGUCAAAGAAGGAUCAGCCUGUUGUUCUGCAAUAAGAUCCUCCCGAGAAAAAACUAAAGGCAGAUCAGACAAAGAAAAAGCACUCAACUCAGCUGAGUGAGCUGCAGGGGUGACAGAAAUGGUGUAACGCUCAACAGAAUUGCUUGCCAUUGCACGAGUCACAGCACAAACCUUGAACACAUCAGGAAAUGCUUGUGCACUUUCAUCAGGCUGCUGUGACGCCACAGGGACAGGUGAAACUACAGGGACAGGUGGUGGAGUGCUUUCUGGCCACACACGCUCACCUGCCACGCCAUUCCCCAAUAUGAGGUCAAUAGGCUCCGUGCACGUAACUAAGGAGUUCUACUUCCGCAGCCUUGAGUGUGAGGGCGACCAUUUCCGGUUUGCGACUUCUAUAGCAGCGACACGGCAGAUUUUGAUUGCGGAAGAUGGCAUAUUUCACCCGUUGUCUACAAGGUCUCCCGAAAAUCGACGUGAACGACAUAUACAGGAUUGUCGACCAAUGUUCACCUGCCCCCGGUUGUAAGCGUGAAAAAGGAUUUCGAUUGUACAUUUCAAGUUACAUCCACAACUUUGAAGGUGGGUCUGAAGGACUCCAUCCCUGUUGAGCUGGCCCAUCACAGCUGUACAUGUGUAGCUGGAUCAGUGCUCUGCAACCAUUGUGUGGCUCUACUUUUCCAGUCUGCACAUUAUUCUCAGCUUGACAUUCCAGUUGUUCCACCAGUGCUGAGCUGUACGGAGAGUGAACAACAGUGGCACAAGCCAAGAACCUUGGGUGUUAAACCAGGUCCCGUCGAGAAGAUGGCUGUGAUGUCUGCCAAACCAAAGCAGAGGACCAUGCUCGAGGGAGUAAAGUCCACAUUGUACAGAGCCAUCAGUGGAGAGUUGCUGGACCUGUCUACUCUCAGUGUGUCAGAGACCUACAAAGAGUUCACCCCUGUUUCUGCACCAACCAUCUGUACAAUGGGUAUCACCUGUGAGGUCCCGCUAGUGGACUCUGCACUCGGUUUGGUACAAGCAGGCAGUCCCCUGUCAUACCAACAACCCAAGGCAAGAAGUAGCCCUUUUGCUCACAUUGAUGCUCCACCACGCCCAGAUUUGCCAUUGGCUGGCUACAGACUGGAGACAUCAUCCAGUGUGUUUGUUUUCACUGAGCAUCAACAGCUGCACUUCAAGUCACUUGAGGUUACCUGGGAGAUGGCAAACAAAAUAGAAUAUGCAACUAGGAGUCAAAGUACAUCAGCAGACUGGCAUAGACUAAGAAAACCCAGACUCACGUCCUCACAUUUUGGAGAAAUAUGCCAUGCUAAACCAUGCACCUUAGAGAAGAUGGCAGACCGGCUGCUCAAAGGGGUUCGUCAGACAGCAGCAAUGAAGAGGGGUCUUGAAAUGGAAGCUGAUGCCAUUGAAGAGUACUGCAAGCUUAAGAGGGUUAACUACUACCCUUGUGGCUUCAUUAUACACCCUGACACUCCAUGGCUAGGUACAUCCCCAGAUGGGGUUGUCUUUGACCCUACAGAAAAUACUGAAUUCGGCCUUGUGGAAAUAAAAUGUCCAAAUGUUAAGAGCUAUGUGGAUUAUCCUCAUCUGAAAAUAAAAGACGGCAACCUGGAAUUGAAGCAGGGUCAUGCCUACUACUGGCAGGUGCAGGGUCAGCUGCUCCUAACAGGGGUGGAGUGGUGUGAUUUUGUGGUGUUUGCGGAGGAAGACACCCUGAUUCAAAGAAUAUACCGGGACAGUGAUGUGAUGCAAAAAAUAAGAGAGAGAGCAGACUUCUUCUUUUUCUACACAUACCUCUGUAAAUAUUUGCUGUAAUAAAAUUAAUUCUCAGUAGAGCUGUCUUGUUCUUGUUAUCUCAUAAUGUGAGUUGUUUCAAAUUAUUUAAAUUUGUCACGUAACUGAUUAGAAAAUAUGUGCUAAACAGAGUUGUAAUACUUUAAGGAUUUACCACUUAAAUAUCUUUGUUCUGAUGAAACGCACAUGAAGGAAGAUAUUUUGAGAAAUAUUUGUAACCAAAACAUUUGUGGACUCCAAUCUCUUCCAUAGUUUCAUUUUAUUCAUACCAUGGAAGUGAAUGGGGUCCACAAACGGUUUGGUCACAAACAAUUUUAAAAAUAUCUACCUUUGUGUUUAUCUGAACAAAGAAAUUUUUACAGAUUUGUAACUACAUGAGUGUGAAAAUUGUGAACUCAUUUUCAUUUUUGGGUGAACUGUCCCUUCAAACUAAUAUUCAGUAAGUCAGGCCGGCUUGAGGGGAAAUUAAAGAACACAAAAGGAGACCAAGGUAAUAUAGAUUUCAAAUAAAUCAUUUAUUAAUUUAAAAUGUCAGCAAAUGUAAGGCAAAACUAAAUUGUAGUGUGAAUCAGUAAA